AUGAGCCCUUACGUACCGCUUAUCUUGAACGUCCUGCUUGGUGCUCUGGUUCUGGGACAUCCCGGUGGCCCGGACCAUCACAAGAAGUGUGCCCUAAACACCACCGUCACGGUUGAAGAUUGCUGCAAGAUCCCAAAGCUGGCCACCGAAGAGUUGUUCGAAAAGUGCAAGAAGGAGGGACAUCGCAAAUUUCCAGAGGCAAAAAGCCACCAUAUGCCGUGUGUGGCCAAUUGCAUCCUGACCGCGAUGGGUGGGUUCGCGAACGACAAGCUAGACAAGGCCGGUUUCAAGAAGGCCGUCCAGCCGCUACUGAAGGACAAUGCCGCCUUUGUACCCGUUUUGGAUGCUGCCAUCGAUACCUGUUACAGUAACUUAUCGUUUCCUUCCGACACACCGAUGCUCGGGGGUGCCUACACCAACCUACCGUGUAGUACCGUGCCAAAGAUGUUCAUCAGCUGCGUUUACACUGAGGUCUUCAAGAACUGCCCAGCGACGGUUAAGAGCCAGCAGAAGGAGUGUGCCGCGGUGAAUGCCAAGCUGAACGAGGGCUGCCCAUACUUUGCCCUCCGCAAACACGGUCACAAAGGCAAGAAGGACGACUAA
Molecule: messenger RNA, 603 nt
Organism: Anopheles darlingi
Lineage: Eukaryota; Metazoa; Arthropoda; Insecta; Diptera; Culicidae
Gene: Obp49a
Product: general odorant-binding protein 67
Exons: 4
Coding region: 1-603 (200 amino acids)
Source: RefSeq, a predicted model, not a curated record